CGUUUUUCGAUUUGCAGUGUAGCUGGUGCAACGAGGGAACUACGCCGCCUUAUCUCGAGGGUUUCUAAUACCUUGCGCCUAUUCUCUUUAAUUUUUGUUUAUUCGACUCCCAGUCGCAUUCGCAUUCACAUUUUCUACGCAUCCACGACCUAGAGUAUAUAAGUUGGAGCAGCUGCAUCAUCCAGUUCAUUCACUGGCUUAAUUCAGUGGAGUUCGGAUCUCGUCAUGUCGGUGUCGUUUUUGGCCAGUUUACUGGGACUCAGCAAUGACGAGGAUCAGCUGCAGGUGGCCUUUGAUGAGGUGCUCAAACGUAGAGUCCGUUACUUGAUUUUCGCACUAACGCGUAUCACUACUGAGCGCGCAGAGCUUUUCGUUGAUGAAAUCCACUACGUAAAGCUCGCUCUCCCCACAAUUCACCACUUCACUACGUACGACUUCUUGCCCCGCCGCCAGCUGAUUUAGAUUCGAUCCAAGUUGUUGGCUCAGUGGAAUAGCUGCAGUUGCCCACCGACCGUGUUUGUGUUCCCUCCAGACAGCCAACCAACCUGAGGAUGUCCGCUCCCAUUCGCUACUACUAUGACCUGAUGUCGCAGCCCUCGAGGGCGUUGUUCAUUAUCUUCCGGCUGAGCAACAUGCCCUUCGAAGACUGCGUGGUUGCCCUGCGCAAUGGCGAGCACUUGACCGAAGACUUCAAGAAGGAGAUUAACCGCUUCCAGCGUGUGCCCUGCAUCCACGACAAUGGCUACAAGCUAGCGGAGAGCGUGGCCAUCCUGCGCUAUUUGAGCGCCAAGGGCAAGAUACCGGAGCACCUCUAUCCCAAGUACUUCGUUGACCAGAGCCGCGUCGACGAGUUCCUCGAAUGGCAGCACAUGUCCCUGCGGCUCACCUGCGCCAUGUACUUCCGCACCGUGUGGCUGGAGCCGCUUCUGACAGGACGCACACCCUCCGAAGCCAAAAUCGAGACGUUCCGCAUGCAGAUGGAGCGCAACCUCGACGUAGUCGAGGAGGUCUGGCUGGAGGGCAAGGACUUCCUCACCGGAUCCUCCCUCACCGUUGCGGACAUCUUUGCAGCCUGUGAAAUCGAACAGACACGAAUGGCCGACUACGAUGUCAGGAUCAAGUACCCCAAGAUCAGGGCGUGGCUGAAGAGAGUGCGCCAGAGCUGCAAUCCGUACUACGAUGUGGCCCACGAGUUCGUCUACAAAAUCUCCGGAACGGGUCCACAGGCCAAGCUAUAAACUCCAACGUUCACAAAGCCAUUCUGUACAUAGAUCAUUAUCAUUGCUGGGUACUUAUAUGUAGUUGAUAAACAAAACGAUAAUAAAACAGAGCUUGUCGCUGGUUUAUACUUGUACAAUUUAUUCGUAAU
Molecule: messenger RNA, 1369 nt
Organism: Drosophila melanogaster (fruit fly)
Lineage: Eukaryota; Metazoa; Arthropoda; Insecta; Diptera; Drosophilidae
Gene: GstT3
Product: glutathione S transferase T3
Exons: 5
Coding region: 552-1238 (228 amino acids)
Biological process (GO): cellular oxidant detoxification
Cellular component (GO): cytoplasm
Molecular function (GO): glutathione transferase activity
Source: RefSeq, marked reviewed